This is a messenger RNA of Hibiscus syriacus, 645 nucleotides long. Its product is annotated as receptor-like protein Cf-9 homolog. The transcript has a single exon. Bases 1 to 645 code for a protein of 214 amino acids. The record is from RefSeq and is a predicted model, not a curated record. Gene Ontology annotation, molecular function: protein binding. Lineage: Eukaryota; Viridiplantae; Streptophyta; Magnoliopsida; Malvales; Malvaceae.
AUGAUUGAUCUCUCCGGAAAUGAGAUCACCGGCACCUUGCCCUUGAAACUCUUCCGGAAUUUGAGAGCAAUGACAGAGAAACCUGUGGAGAAGCGUCAACGACCAUUAGUUUACCGUCUCGGCGAUAAUUUCGUCGGCAUUAGGGAUUACCACAUUUCUUUGAAUGUAACAACGAAGAGAUUGGAGAUGGAAUUGACGAAGACUCUAGACGUUUUCGUAUCCAUGGACUUGUCGAAAAACCGAUUCGGUGGACGAAUUCACGAGGAAGUAGGACAACUUAUUUCCCUUCAAAUGCUCAACUUCUCUCGCAAUAACUUCGCCGGUCCGAUCCCGGCAUCGUUCGGAAAUUUGGUGGCACUUGAAUCAUUAGAUCUUUCAUCAAACAAGAUCAACGGCAAUAUUCCUUCUCAAAUGACGAAUUUGACGUUUCUUGCGGUGUUGAAUCUUUCAAGCAACAAUCUUUUCGGAUCGAUUCCCCAAGGGAAUCAAUUUGGCACCUUCGAUAACGAUUCCUACAGCGAUAACUUGGGAUUGAGCGGCUUACCAUUGUCCAAGCAAUGCGGCAUGGCGGGGUGGCUGAACCUCCGACACCAUUGGUGGCGGAAUAUGAAGGUUCUGAACCACUGUCUUUUUGGAAAGUUGUAA